CUUUCUAUAAUUAGCUGGAUACAUUUCAUACAUAUCCCUCACAUUUUCCUUAUGGUAAAUUGAAUCAGUAACUGAUAUUUAGUUCAUUAGAUCCAAUUUUUAUAUGGUAAUCAUUGUGUUGAUCAAUUGUCGAUGAUGUAGUGCAUAUGUUACAUUUUUUUGUAGUAUUUUUUUUUCUCAUGUAUUACAAAUGAUGAGAUAAACGUACAUAAUCAAUGUGAAAUUAUGGAUCCCACAUAAUGCAUAUGAAAUCGUGUGCGGACUCCUAAUAAAACAAUGUCAAAACAUCAUUAACUUGUUUAUUUACACAUUGUAUAUAUCCAUUUUUUUAAGGAAAAUUGUUCCUUUUCUUUUUGAGUUGUCUUUUUGUUUUUCCAUUUUCUUCUUGGUUCCGUUUCUAUACAUACAAUCCAUCACAGUAUCUCACUCUCUCUUCUUAAUACCCCUAAAGCAAAGCAUAGGCUGUACUGCUACAGAAAGCUCUCGUCUUUGCAACAACAAUCUCUCCUUAAAGACCCACAAACACAGACACUCAAGAUCUUGAUACCCCACUCUGCAUAGAGAGCCAAACAUGUUCUUUGAAGAUCUUGAUGGCAACGCCAGAUAUGAAUGGGGACUCUGGAACUCUUGGCACAAUCAAAAGGAAUCCUGUCAGGAACCAGAUUCUGAUAACAAUGGAUCCAGUUCCUUGAUGGGUUUUCCAUUGCUGAGUGAAGAGAGGGUGAAGGAUAUGAUUGCGACAGAGAAGGAGUACUUGCCCAAGAAUGGCUACACAAGCAGGCUCCGCGGUGAGGAUUUGAUGCUGAGUGUCAGGAGUGAGGCUCUUGAUUGGAUACUCAGGGCUUCUCCCAAACAUGGUUUUGGACCACUGAGUGUGUGGCUAUCAGUGAACUACCUGGAUCGAUUCCUAUCAGUAUGUGUAUUCCCUGGCCAAGCUUGGAUUGUCCAGCUUUUAGCCGUCUCUUGUUUGUCAAUCGCGGCGAAAAUGGUCGAGGUUGAUGUACCACAUGUUGUGGACUUGCAGGUUUGGGAGGAGCAUCUGCGAAAACCCGAAUUUCUGUUUGAACCUAAGAGUAUAAAAGCAAUGGAGCUUAUGAUCAUGAGCAGGCUGCAAUGGAGAUUGCAUUCUUCAACUCCUUAUUCCUACAUUGACCACUUCCUCAAUAAGAUCAAUGAUAAUUAUCAUUUCUUAUCUUCUGCUACCUCCAAAUCAAUACAACUCAUCUUAAGCACCAUAAAAAGUGUUCAAUUCUUGGAAUUCAGACCUUCUGAAGUUGCAGCUGCUGUGGCAAUCUCUGUUUCAAUGGAGAUGCUGCAAUCACUUGACAUUGAUGAGAUUGUGUCUCAAUUCAUUCUUGUGGACAAGGAUAAGGUAGUGAAGUGUGUUGAGCUGAUUGCAGAUUUGUCACUGACUAGUGAAUGUGGUUCUCCAAUCCCAACUUCAUCACCGCGUUUGGCUUGAACACAUCGCGUUCGGGCCAAAAUUUGUUUGGCGGAGUGAUGUGUCACGGUGAGUUUGAAAAUGAAGAUAUAGGGAGUUGCUUCCACUCGCAAAUUGCAACACAACUCACUGCAAUAGGUUAAACACAACACAUUCACAAACGGACCUAUAAGUUGGAUACUAGAGCAUGCUUGAGCUAUAAAGGUUGGGUCAUCUGCAAAAUCUUCACAAAGCACCAGUCCUGAUGAAUCAAACUCCAAAAGAGAAAGAAAGACGUCUCUAGAUUAGAGAUGUGUAAUUAUGUUGGUUUUAGAACUUCCUUCUUUAAAGGACACACCCUCUCAUCUCAUAAGCAUAGAAACAGCAGAGAUUUUAUUGAAUAAGUGGAACAUCAAAAUUCAAUUGGUAAAAAAGAACAAAGAAAAAUAGAGCUUCAUGCCUCCUUCUAGCUUCUCAUCCCCAAUGUCACAG
Messenger RNA from Tripterygium wilfordii, 1912 nucleotides. RefSeq names its product cyclin-D2-1-like. Gene Ontology annotation, cellular component: cytoplasm; cyclin-dependent protein kinase holoenzyme complex; nucleus. Lineage: Eukaryota; Viridiplantae; Streptophyta; Magnoliopsida; Celastrales; Celastraceae. The transcript has 6 exons. Gene Ontology annotation, molecular function: cyclin-dependent protein serine/threonine kinase regulator activity. Gene Ontology annotation, biological process: mitotic cell cycle phase transition; regulation of cyclin-dependent protein serine/threonine kinase activity. The coding region runs from base 572 to 1462 and encodes 296 amino acids. The record is from RefSeq and is a predicted model, not a curated record.